UGUAAAGCUGUUUAGGGUUUUAGCAGGGGAUGAAUGUCAGUAACGCUUAAAUCUUCAGUCAGGAGAGCCGCUGCUCCUGCAUGAGGCUGUGAAAAGACCUUGUUCUUCAUGACACAAUGCUGAAGAUUAAGAGCUGUCCUCCUCUUGGACAGCGUUAAAAGGGUUUGAUGGGGUGAGAGGAGCCAUUAAGAUCAGGUUUAUAUGGCAUGAUGUGGGCGAGGAUCUCAAAGCAUUACAGAGACUUAAAAGACGGGCCGUGGUGUUUGAUUAAUCAACGGAACAAUCCGUUAUUCAUGCUGAAGAAGUUUAACGUUGAGAGAGAAAACUCAAGAGUGUGGGAUAUUAGGACUGUUUGUUCAAAUGAAAUGAGAGUCUGAUUGUUUCCCUCUCAGCAGAGUCACGGCUGUCACCAACAUCACUGCACAGAGACGUCACUGUCAGCCCUCAACAGGAUAUUAUUAGCUGCUGUGAGUGAGUGAGUGAGAGAUUAUAAUCUGGAGAGAUUAAAGCAUAUAUGAAAGUUAAAAAGUAUGAGAACGCAAUCAAAAUUAAACCAGACAUCACUAGAUAAUACGAUGACUCAUUACUAGGAGUGAAGGGAGCUGGUUGUCACACUUUUUGGGGUCAUGCUGGCACAUUAUGGGACUUCGAUGGCUUUGAAGGGCAGCCGCCUCACCUGGGGCUUCCUGCUGUGGUCUGUGACGUGGAGCUCGGCUCGGACUUUUACACCACAUGAAGGGUCUUCGGUCAGUCCCAUAUUUCAUCGGACCACUCCACCUCUGAACAGCUCUGAGGCCCCUACAAACAAUUACACAGGCCUGAGCUGCACGACGCUGUUUCCCCCUCGGCGAGGUUCCUUCUAUGUAGAGAAGGGCGCUGGGAUGUUCGUGGGCACAGAGUUGGUGUUCUGGUGCCUCGAGGGGUACCAGCUGGUGGGCAGCGAGAAGAUCACCUGUGUCCUACGUAGCGACACCGCUCAGUGGAGCAACUACCCACCUGACUGUGAGGCCAUUCCCAAACCAGAGGACCGCGGGUUGAGAGUGGCCGUACUGGCAUCGGUAGUAAGCAGCAUCAUCAUCCUCGCCAUGUCUGUGUCCUUCAUCAUCUGCUGCCUGCAGGAGCGCAUGAGCAAAGCGAGGGCAGAACGGACAGACAGACGGGGCAGGACGAGAGACAAGCACAAAUCAUCCUGGAGGAGUGAGUGCUGGCUGGAGAGAGAUGAAGGAGACUGGGAAGCUUUUCCUCCACCAAAAAUUUACAGUCUUUCCCAGCACCUUGACCCCCAUCUGACCCCUGAGAGCCCGGUCUAUAUGGGGGGACUGGCUGGUUAUGAUAACCAUGGGUAUCUGAGGAGUCAGGAAAACCUCCUGAAAGCUCCUAUUCCUGGUCUUUACCGUACCGAAAGUCAUAUGUACCCACAUGUGGUCCUGCAGAGGGUUCCCACACCCACAGUGCCAACUGCACCCAGCGCGCCCAUCUACCUCCACCUCUCCACCCCUCCACCCGCAGAAAGCCCCGGUGAACACUCCGCUCUGCCGCCGUACCCCAGCGCCAAUCCACAGCGUCUGUGGCCAUAGAAACACACUUUUAUUCAGAACUUUUACAACUGUCGCCAUGGCGAUGGAUUACGGCCCCUACGUGCAAACGGCUCCUGGGGUUCGGAAAACCAAGAGAAAUGAUGGACUCAAGCUAGAGCCACCUAGAUCACAACACACCGCUAGAUCUAGAUGUUGGACCAUGUGUGGGACCAAAUGUAGUUACAUUUAGUAUGUUGCAUAUGUAAGGACAUUUCUGAAUGACUCUAAGGAGACCCAUUGUGUAGUUUCUUGGAGAGAAAAGUUAAAUUAGGAGCGGUGAGGACUCCACUGGUACUGUGAUCCACUCCAGGUUUUAUUAUUGUCAGUUAGUACUUUUUAUUUUUGUGGUGAAGGUUCUGACUACCUGCACUCAUUAAAUGAAAAAAAUGCAACCAUUUCAAGUCACAUUAGAGCAUCGGUUUAAUAUUUCUAUGUUUUUUUGUAUUAGAAUUGUAGGAGAAUUACACUGAUGUUCAGAUUACAGACGGACAUUGGGAUCUCAUAAAUCUAUGAUACUUCAAACUUGAUUUUGUUUAUAACAAAUAAAAAGAUUACAGUAA
Molecule: messenger RNA, 2137 nt
Organism: Cyprinus carpio (common carp)
Lineage: Eukaryota; Metazoa; Chordata; Actinopteri; Cypriniformes; Cyprinidae
Product: sushi domain-containing protein 3-like
Exons: 6
Coding region: 627-1577 (316 amino acids)
Cellular component (GO): plasma membrane
Source: RefSeq, a predicted model, not a curated record